Paramuricea clavata is the source of this 889-nucleotide messenger RNA. Lineage: Eukaryota; Metazoa; Cnidaria; Anthozoa; Malacalcyonacea; Plexauridae. The record is from the annotation of a GenBank genome assembly.
AUGACGGAAGGAGCUAUUAUUCAAGGCUCUUCACCUGCCAUGCGAAGAAACUCUCAAUCGGCUAAUUUAGCCGAGGCUUUAUCAACAAUUGUUGAUACAAACUCUCAAAUACAAACAGACUUUAAUAAUAAUUGUGAUUCUGACGAAAAUUUGACCGGAUUUAUUGAUGAUUUGGGAAGGCGUCUGCAAAGUACAUCGAGCGAGAUUGUCGUACGACAGCUAAUCGCACGAGAUACCGAUGGUUUAGCUGGUUUAAGGGAUAGAGUAUUGCAACUGGUCCGUUCUAAGUGGAGUUGUUGUCCAAAAGGCGAACUUCAGAGGAGAAUUACAAGAACUAGGGGAACGUCGGCGUCAGAGAAGCUCGCACAAGAUAUUGUAUUGCUUGUGAAAUUUUACGAGAGCGGCGAAGGAAGUCAAGCGCUAAAGGACAUAUUUCGCAAGGUCAGGAAUACGGAUUGUAGUUACGCUCUCGGAGAUAACGAACGCUUUGGAUCAACCUAAUCUCAAGAAACUACUCGAAAUUGUCGAAGAUUUAGAAGCAAAAUUUGUUGAAACAAAUAUUCAACAUAAAACAGAUAUUGACAAAUUGAAAGACGAACUUAAUCAUAUGCAAUUACAUUUAGCCGAAAAAGACUCAAAAAUAUACUCGCUAGAAAAGGAGGUGUCGACGUUACGAGCUAAUUGCCGUGCUUCAAAAGAAUCUCUAAAUUCGAAAUGCGAAAGCAUCUGCGUCGAGAUGGAAAAUAUUUCUAAAAUGACAGAACAGAGAAAGUCAAAGGAAAGUAUUAAAAUAUUAACGAAAAAAAAUUUGAAUAAUUCUGUAGAGUUUGGCAAUACUGAACUUGCACACUCAGCCACAAUCCUUCGCUGCUGUAGCGAGUGGCAGUAA